Molecule: messenger RNA, 396 nt
Organism: Prorocentrum cordatum
Lineage: Eukaryota; Dinophyceae; Prorocentrales; Prorocentraceae
Source: the annotation of a GenBank genome assembly
AUGUUACGCAAGUCGCUCUCGGAAGCACGAGAACGGAAAUACAGCAAAGCCCGAACACGCAUACAUAGCUGCGCGACCUGGGAGUGGAAGCGGGGAAACAGGGCAGCUGAAAACGGCGGCUCCGAAAAGGGCGGGCGGGAAUGGGCCAUGCAGGCCGCGACCGGCGACGACGACGACGACGAUGACGACGACGACGACGACAACGACGACAACGACGACGACGGGAACGGCGCCGAGCCCUGCGGGCCGCGACGCGCGGCGGCCCCCCCACCCCCUCUUGGAGGGCCGCCGGGGCCCCUGUUCGCCGCGAGCUUCGCCGCGGGGGGGGAGGGGGGGCGGACGCCCAGGAGGCCGCCCGAAGAUGAACGGGACAGGGGACGGGAGGGGAUAAGAUGA